AUGGGAAAUUCAGUUGGUGGUGUAUUAUCGGGAGUUAAUCCCUUUGAUUACAAUCCUAGUUCUCCCAUUACAUUAUUUUUAUUCCAAACAUGUUUGAUUCUAUUGAUGUGUAAUUUAUUACAUAUGGUGAUAGGAAGGUUAAGGCAGCCUAAAGUUAUUUCUGAGGUUAUUGCAGGGGUAAUAUUAGGUCCUACAGUUUUUGGGCAGAUUCCAAAUUAUACCAAUACUGUGUUUCCAAAAGAAUCAAUUCCUGGUCUGAAUUUGACUUCAAAUCUAGGGAUUAUCUUAUUCAUGUUUUUUUUAGGUUUGGAGGUCGAUACUGAAUUUAUUAAAAAACACAUCAAAACUGCACUAUCUAUUGGUAUCAUCAGUUUAGCAUUUCCAUUUGGCUGUGGUUGUUUAUUAGCUAUUCCACUUUUCCAUACGUAUGCAAACCAAGAUCCUACAGCAAGACAUGUCAAGUUCACUGUAUUUAUGGUGUUCAUUGCUGUUUCUAUUUCAGUUACAGCGUUUCCUGUGUUAUGUCGUAUAUUGAACGAGCUAAGAUUAAUCAAAGAUAGAGCUGGUAUCGUCGUCUUGGCAGCGGGUAUUAUUAAUGACAUUCUGGGUUGGAUUUUAUUGGCUCUGAGUGUCAUUUUGUCUAACUCUGAAUCUGAUCCCGUAAAUACCGUUUACAUUUUACUGUGUACAUUUGGCUGGUUCCUAUUGUACUUUUAUCCAUUAAAAUAUUUCCUAAGAUGGGCACUAAUCAAAGCCAAUGAAUUGGAUAGACCUACUCCUUCCCCAUUCGCAACUAUGUGUAUAUUAUUUUUAAUGUUCAUCUCGGCUUAUUUUACAGAUAUUAUUGGAGUUCAUCCAAUUUUUGGUGCCUUUAUUGCAGGUUUAAUAGUACCAAGAGACAAUAAUUAUGUUGUAAAACUGGCUGAAAGAAUGGAGGAUAUUCCAAACAUUGUACUAAUUCCAAUUUAUUUCGCCGUUGCAGGUUUGAACGUCGAUUUAACUUUACUAAAUGAAGGUAGGGAUUGGGGUUAUGUUUUUGCAUCAAUUGGUGUUGCUAUUUCUGCAAAAGUUGUCUCAGGUACAGCUGUUGCUAAAUUACACGGUUUGUACUUCAGAGAAGCUGCUGCAGUUGGUAUUCUUAUGUCAUGUAAAGGUAUUGUUGAAAUCGUCGUUUUAACUGUUGGUUAUAAUGCAGGCAUUAUUAGCAGAAAAAUAUUUGGUAUGUUCAUUCUAAUGGCUUUAGUUUCCACAUUUGUUACUACACCUUUGACACAAUUGGUGUAUACAGAUGAGUAUAGAAAAAAGAUUCAACAAAAAAUAAACAAAAAUACAGAUAGUGACAAUGAAAAAUCCCUUUUCGAAAGCGAGGAUGUGAUAAUAGAAGAUUCAGAAGUACAUUCCUUGGAAAAGUUUGAACAAAUACGUACUUUUUACCCAUCUGAAGUUAUCACUAUAAUUAAUUCAGUUGAUUCUAUCCCACCGAAUUUAGAAUUAUUAGAUCUACUGAUCAGUGGGAGAUCGUGUUCUAUGAAAUCCAUACAUAAUACACAGGAAAAUAUGGUUAGUAGAAAAUCUAGUGUCUCAACGUUAAAAUCAAGAUCAAAUAGAAUCAAAAAGUUCUUGUCACCGCAUAAAGAAGAAAUGGAACUUUCAAUGGCUACUAUUGCAGAAGCUCCUUCUAGUUUUGAUGCUAUUAUACCUUUAAAGGCGGUGCAUCUUAGAAUGUUAACGGAAAGAACAGCAGAUCUGUUACAGUCAUCGGCUUACUAUAAUGAUGACCCACAAUUUACUGCUAGUACAGAUUCUGUUCUGCAAAUUUUUGAUAUAUUCUCAAGAAUCAGUAAGCUUCCCUUUUCUAGUGAUGUGAUAUUCUCAACAGUUAGAGAAAAGGCAACAAAUAUUGUCUCUAUGGAUUAUAAUGAGACGGAUGUGAUACUCAUUUCAUUGAAGGGAAUUAUGUUAAUGGGGAAAAAUAAUUUGGUAUUAAAUGAUGAAUAUUCAUCUUUUGAUGGCAUAUAUUCUCACAUAUUAGGUGUAAAUGAGUUAUCCUCCUCUUUUUUCCAAACAAUCGCAGCAUCCUUAAAGGCCCAUUUUCUUUUGCAUAUUACAAACUCAAGCGGAAAGCUUGUAGUGGAUAGAUUUAAGAUAAAGAGUUUUAAUUUACUUCUUCCAAAUCCAAAUCUAUCAUCGUCAGAUUAUUUUGCUAUACAUACAUUGAUUGCCAUUUGCUAUGGAGAACUUCGUAAUGGACAUUCAUUGCAUGCGACAAUAUUUGUGAAUAGCAAGAAUGCAGAAUUAUCGAAUAUGUUACGUGAUUUAUUUUCUAAUGAUGACUGGCUAGAUAUUUCAAUUUUAAAUAUCGUUACAAUUGACACAACCUUAUCAGAAACUUCAGAAUCAAGCUCUUUUAUUGAUUCUGUUAUGGAUAGUGGUCUAAUUAAUAAGUACGACAUUGAAGAAAGUACUUUUAUAAUUCCUGAACAUUUGUUCUCUAAGUAUGAUCCUUUUAAUGAAGAAGUUAAAGAGACGAUAUUGCAUGCAGCUAAUAAGAAAUUCAAUGUUCUAGUCGCUCACUACAAUUAUCAUAAUACGAAUUUUAAAAAAAGUGAGUCGAUAUCUUGA
Molecule: messenger RNA, 2622 nt
Organism: Vanderwaltozyma polyspora DSM 70294
Lineage: Eukaryota; Fungi; Ascomycota; Saccharomycetes; Saccharomycetales; Saccharomycetaceae
Gene: KHA1
Product: Kha1p
Exons: 1
Coding region: 1-2622 (873 amino acids)
Biological process (GO): proton transmembrane transport
Cellular component (GO): membrane
Molecular function (GO): antiporter activity; monoatomic cation transmembrane transporter activity
Source: RefSeq, a predicted model, not a curated record